AUGCAUUCAACGAUAUCGUUGGUUGCUCCCAAAGAAUGGAGUAUUGUUGAGACAAAGGCAUGGUUUAUAUAUCGUUUAUUAAAAAGAAAAGAGUAUGUUACAGAAAAAAUUAUACAAGAUAAAUUAUAUAAAGAAAAAGACAUGUCUGAUUAUUUGGAUAUUCAAAAGGAUUUGAAAGUAAAAAAGACAAAAUAUGAGAAGUUUAGGCCCAAUUCAAUUCCAGGUCUCCAACUCUCUGUUCACAAAACAGCCACCACCAUCCGUUGGAAUGUAGAUGAGAACAUUAAACCAUUGGCAACAUACUUGGGCUCCUUUGAAAGAUUUGAAUUUAAAUGA
Molecule: messenger RNA, 336 nt
Organism: Heterostelium album PN500
Lineage: Eukaryota; Evosea; Eumycetozoa; Acytosteliales; Acytosteliaceae
Exons: 5
Coding region: 1-336 (111 amino acids)
Source: RefSeq, a predicted model, not a curated record